This is a messenger RNA of Phymastichus coffea, 1544 nucleotides long. Its product is annotated as serine/threonine/tyrosine-interacting protein B-like. Gene Ontology annotation, biological process: negative regulation of protein binding; protein dephosphorylation; negative regulation of SCF-dependent proteasomal ubiquitin-dependent catabolic process. The transcript has 5 exons. The coding region runs from base 148 to 825 and encodes 225 amino acids. Lineage: Eukaryota; Metazoa; Arthropoda; Insecta; Hymenoptera; Eulophidae. Gene Ontology annotation, molecular function: F-box domain binding; protein tyrosine/serine/threonine phosphatase activity. The record is from RefSeq and is a predicted model, not a curated record. Gene Ontology annotation, cellular component: nucleoplasm; cytoplasm.
AUGAGCAAAAAUCCGCGAAGCUGACAGACAAAGACGUGGUUUCAUAAACAAAACAUACAACUUCUUGGAUAAUCUUCAUAAAGUAGCAGUCGAUCCAUUAGCAAAAAGUUAAUUGUUCAUUAUAUCAAGCACGUAGAAAUAAACGACAUGCUAUCUGCUGCCGAGGACAACAGGGCUUUCCAGAACGAGGAAACUGACUUGGAUAGUGAGACUCUUACAGAAUAUCCAAAAAUUUCUACCAGAUUAGAUACCCCAAAAGAGUGGACCUAUGUCAUGCGAAGGAGUAUGCAGGAAAUUGUCCGUGGGUUAUACUUAGGUCCUUACAGUGCUGCGAGUAAAUCUAAAUUGGAUUCUUUAUUAGAGUGUGGUAUUACUCAUAUUAUUUGUGUUCGACAAAAUAUAGAAGCUCACUUCAUCAGACCUAAUUUUCCUGAAAGAUUUCAGUAUCUUGUCUUGGACAUCGCAGACUCUACGACAGAGAACAUUAUCCAACAUUUCCAGAAAGUUAAACAGUUCAUAGAUCAAGCUUUGAAUUCUGGAGGUCAAGUUUUGGUUCAUGGUAAUGCAGGAAUCUCUAGAUCGGCAGCUUUGGUACUUGCUUACUUGAUGGAGACCUAUGGAUUGACGCAACAGAAAGCUUAUGCCAUUCUACAGCAGAGGAGGUUUUGCAUCAAUCCAAAUGAUGGAUUCAUGGCACAAUUGCGUGAAUAUGAGCCCAUUUACCAAGCUCAGAGACUGUGGAAAAAUGGUCAACUUCCUGAUCACCAUGGAAAUAAACGAGGUUUUGAAAUAGAUGAUAGAACUGAAGCUAUGGACAGUUGUUGAUACCACUAAAGUGCCAAAGUUACCAAGAGACUUACCUAAAUUUAAAACAUUUAGAACUGAAUUUAUUUAUUAAUUUUUUUUAAAUCAAAGCUGAGAUACUGAUAACGUGUUUUGUACAGUUUUGAAUAUAAAUAUGUAUUAACUUUUUGUUUCAGUACAGUUAACGAUGUUAACGAUUUUGACGACUGUAAAUAGUAUUUCUAAGCAUAAAUAUUUUCAAACUUUAAAGUAAUCACGUAAUAUUCAUGAUAAGAUGCAAAUUGAACAGCUUGUAAAAUUCCCUUAAAAUAAUUGAACGGUAUUAUAAUUGCGUCCGAAAGUUAAGAAUAUUUUAUAUUGCGAAAAAAUUAUUUUUACGUUAAUUUAAAUUUGCGUUGUCGAAAAAUUUAUAAAUUAUGAGUUUAUGAUACAAACAUAAAGUGCUUUGAAAGAGAAUAAGUGUCUUCGAAUCGUGAACGUUUUCCUAAUAGCUUUAGUUUUUGUAAAAAAAGAAGAGCGUCCACAUAGUAUUACUUGCGUAAGUUAAAAAUGCGUGUGUAUUUAUCAUCCGAAAAAAAACCUUUUUAGUUACCAUACUUGUAAUCUCGAGAUACAUAGCGUAAUAAUACAAUAAUUACAUGACGAUAUUUUGACAUUUUGUCGACAUAAAAUUGAGAUAGUAAUUUAUUUACGGGAAGUCAUAAAACGAAAAUACUCAUUUGGUUAGAUACUUUUAUAAU